This is a messenger RNA of Owenia fusiformis, 718 nucleotides long. The record is from the annotation of a GenBank genome assembly. Lineage: Eukaryota; Metazoa; Annelida; Polychaeta; Sabellida; Oweniidae.
GCAACAACAAACUCGUGCUUACAAUGCAGCGGAUUUCAAUUCAAACAGCAUACAAAUGAGCGACGUCUAUCAGCGAAGAUUUAGUUUAGACAACCCUAUGCUCUGUUCAUCUCCUUUUUCUACCACUGAUAACGUUGACGACGUGUGGCCCAGUAGUGCAGGUGCUUUGAGGACAAUUACAAGAAAUAUCCGAACGGGAAUGGCCCAACAGCAAGCAAUGUCUCCAGUGUUGCCUGACAGGACGAACGUGUCUCAAUCACAACUGCAGUAUAUGCACGACCGAAAAGAAAUGUUAAGAGGAUUGAAGCCGAGAUAUCUGCAGGAUUCAAAUGAUCAUCGACUGUCGAACGUAGAUGAUAAAUGGCCAAUUCAAACAAACCCUGCAGGAAAGGCCCCUUUGAAUAACAAACGUGCAAGGCGACGUAGUGAGGGUGAAGUGGAACUAAGACCGGGUGGUCAGGUCAUAUCAAACUACUGGACAGAUAAUAACGUUUACUUCUAAGUUUAGCUCAAGACUGAAAUACUUACGUAGCUUUCCUUAGAAACGCCUCAAUAACUACGUUAUAUAUCAUAUACGUGUAUAUAUAUAUAAUUUGAUACACGCUUGUAGGACACACAUAUCAUGUUCUAAUUAUAAACUGUUUUGUAUUGGUACAAGAAAUCAAUUUUGUUUUCCAGUGCAUAUGUAUCACUGUCAUGUAAUGACAUUGCAGCAAAG